AGCCGCAUUUUCUCACCUGACAGGUACGUUUUAGCUUAAAGUUUAGAUUAAGACACGAACAAACACACGUAAACAAAGUUUAACGAAGUUUUUAGCGAUGUGAACAGACUAAAACCAGGAACUUUUCUAGGAUUGCUGAAUCUGAAAAUGGCUUCUUUAGACAGAAGGAGUCAUUAGAAACAGCAAGGCUGUUGUUAUUGUUGCUGGAUACUGACUCUUAAGAAAUAAAUCAAAUUGGACUUUCACAAUGGCUGACCAAGGAGGCACAGUGGGUCGUUUGAAUGAUUUAGAGGUUUCAAAACCUGAUGAUUCAAAUGAAAAACCAAAAACAGCCGAAGGUCAAAAGCCACAAGACAGUGACACCACUGAAGGGGAGAGAACCGAGACUACAGAUGAAGAAGAAGAAGAUGAUGAAGACGAAGAGGAGGAGGAGGAGGAAAUGGCAAAAUCAGCACAUUUUGAGGCGACCACUUUACCGUAUCCUGGAGAUUUAAACAAGAAGCUGCAGUUGGAACAGAAAGAAGAUCUAUUUGGGUCUGAGGAGAGGGACACUGGGAUCAGUCAGGGGGAGAGUCAGGAUCUCUCAGAGGAGCGAAGCCAAGAGGAGGUUGAUGGUAGGAACAAGUGGAGAGAGAGCAUGCCUGAGGGUGAAAGGUGGAGGGACGACGAGAUUGAGCUGCAGAGGCACAGCAAAGAGGACGGUUCACUCGCAGACGAUGAGCAUGAGGACGAUGAGGAGGAAGCGGAUACAGUAUGGAUUUCAGAGAAACCUUCUAUGGGUUUCACCCCACAUGUCAUGAUUGUGUGUCCAAAUGCCAAGGAGCAGCCGGAGGAGAACCGGGACCUCGGGGAGCAGGUGGUGGAGAGGCAGGUGCCGAUGGAGUAUGACCCUGCUGCACAGUUCAGCUCUGAGUGGGAAGAUCAACCGGACGAGUACUAUGUGUGCGGGGGUGUUUGCAGUGAGAAGCUAGGGCUGGUUUUAUCCACGGUGGCUGGAGCGCUCCUCUUCCCCCUGCUGGUAUGGGCUGGAUAUGCCCUGCUUCCUUUUGACUACCCACAUCUGGAGAGUCCCCCCCUCAGAGUCCUAUACACGCUCCGCUGCUCCUUUUUUGCCAUCAUCCCAAUCAUCCUUGGUGUGAUGGUCCAGGGAAUUGCACGGCUGCGCUUCAGCGCUCUGAAGCCCCUCUAUCAGGGCAACCUGGUGAACAAGGAAGUGAUGGUUCACUGGCACUACGUCAACGAGUCGCUGUCUCUCUUCCUUUUCUACUUCCUGCAGCUUGCUGUCAUGGGAACCUACAUCAGCCAGGACUUGGUUAAGCUGGUGCCUCUGCUCAGCAUCAUAUUUGUUUUCGGCAGGCUCAUCUACUGGCUCUGCCUCUCUCUGGAAAGCAGCAUCAGGGGCUUUGGCUUCGGCUUCUCCUUCUUCCCCAUACUGGUGAUGCUGGGCGCCAACCUCUACUUCGUGUGCGCGUCUGUCGGACAGGGCUCGGUCUUCGAUGUGGCGCCGCCCGCGACGCCUCCGCCACCCAGGCUCCGCUGGUGGUUUUAGAAAGAGCUGAGAUCCAAAACGGGGUGAGAGAAGAAGCUACAGCAACUUGAGUAACCCUCAGGAAACACGAGUCACUCAGGCGGAUCUCACUGUUAGUUUAUUAUGUUGUAAUUGUUAAGAUUUGUGGAGACACUAAGGUCUUUUCAGUAAAACUGUGCGCAGUUGAGGUGCAUGUUUACAAGAAAUGGAACAGAAAACAAAUCAGCUCAGGUUGGAUAAAUAAACACUAAUGACUCCUGUCAACAGGAGCUUCUGUUCAACACAAGGACCUUAUAUAGUUAAACUACUGAUUUUG
Molecule: messenger RNA, 1844 nt
Organism: Cyprinodon tularosa
Lineage: Eukaryota; Metazoa; Chordata; Actinopteri; Cyprinodontiformes; Cyprinodontidae
Gene: tmem79a
Product: transmembrane protein 79a
Exons: 5
Coding region: 248-1549 (433 amino acids)
Biological process (GO): regulated exocytosis
Cellular component (GO): lysosomal membrane; trans-Golgi network membrane
Source: RefSeq, a predicted model, not a curated record